AAAAUGGUGUUAUUUUACGGGGAAGAAGGUGAAUAUGGAAGGUUAUAAUUCUUUUUUUUUUUUUUUUUUAAUUAUGGGUCCCUGAUUUUUGGGGGUCCUGUUCUGUCCUUCUGUGUGUGAGAAAAAACAUGUCUAAAGACUAGCUUGCCAAUUAGUUCAGUUCUGUUCAGUUUAACUCCAAUCAGUUCAGUUCAUUUCAAUUCAGUUCAACUCAGUUCAGUAAAUAUGAACCGACUCUAAACACUAGUUUUAUAUUUGGUUGUUUUGUGUUUUCUUGUAUAAGUUUUGUAUAGUUGAUUUCGUUGAAUGAUUUUAUUGUUUUCUUGUAAAAAACAAUAAAAAUGUGGCCAAAAAUCAAGUAGUUUAAUAGCAUUGGGUGGUUUCCAUUUUCCAAUCUACCAUACCUAACUUAUGCAGUAGAUUUACAUUUGGACAUUAUAUGCAAUCUCUGUGCUCGAACACUCUAUCCUGUAAAAUCAAUUAAUUUGUUGAUAAAUAGCAGCAACCAACUUCCAACGGCCCAAAUAAACACCAUGUAGAAGGCUGAAGGCCCAUAUAUUAUCACAGAAUUUAAUUACACCAUCUGCAGCAACAAUCAAUUCCAAUUAUGUUGCCGGCACUUACUACUUGCACGGCCGUGAAUGUGCCGCUGACACCGCCUAAGGCUGCUCGCCUCCAAAAUCUCCGCUCAAUUCCGCCGCGCUUUCCAUCUAUUUCUCAGCCAUUGGAGUUCAAUUGUCGACGGCAUAAUCAGCGCGCAAUUCCUCUUGCAUGUGCUACCAAUGCGCCUGCGAUUGAUGUCGGAAAUGGCAAAGGAGCAGUUGAGUUUUUUGAGAUUGAGAUGAAAGUACGUGACUAUGAAUUGGAUCAAUUUGGUGUUGUUAACAAUGCUAGGUAUGCGAAUUAUAUCGAACAUGCACGUCAUGAGCUUUUGGAAAGUAUUGGUCUGAGUGCUAGUGCUGUUGCUCACAGUGGUGAUUCACUUGCAUUGUCAGAAUUGACUCUCAAAUUUACCGCGCCUCUUAGGAGUGGAGACAAAUUUGUUGUGAAAGUGAGGGUCUCAGACUACUCUGCUGUUCGCUUCUUCUUUGAGCAUUACAUUUAUAAGUUACCAAAUCAAGAGCCUAUCCUUGAAGCUAAGGGAACUGCAGUCUGGCUUAACAAAAAUUUUCGCCCAAUCCGUAUUCCUCCCGAAUCGAGAGCCAAGUUCCUUAAUUAUAUGAAAAAUGGGGUCCCAGCUUGACUGUACAAACUCUCCUGUUUCCUUUUUAUUUAUUAGCUUUUUCUUAUUUUUUAUUUUUGGGAAGAGCCUCAAGUGCAAUACAAAUUACGAAUGGGGAAGGGGUUUGAAUUACUGUUUCCAUUGAGUACGACCUUUUGUUCAGUAAAGUGUUGGUAUUAUUGUGUCAAUUAUUUGUAUUCUAGAAUAAUUCUCCUGUAUCCUUAUUACAUAAUUAUGAAGUAACAAAUUUUGAGCAGUUAAACUUUGUCUAUCAAUUCCUUUGCAUGUACACCAUGUCUAUUACUCUUUAGCAGGCAUUCACCCCAGAUA
Messenger RNA from Chenopodium quinoa (quinoa), 1552 nucleotides. RefSeq names its product acyl-acyl carrier protein thioesterase ATL3, chloroplastic-like. Gene Ontology annotation, cellular component: chloroplast. NCBI's taxonomy places the organism in Eukaryota, Viridiplantae, Streptophyta, Magnoliopsida, Caryophyllales, Amaranthaceae. The record is from RefSeq and is a predicted model, not a curated record. Bases 608 to 1243 code for a protein of 211 amino acids. Gene Ontology annotation, molecular function: fatty acyl-[ACP] hydrolase activity. The transcript is spliced from 5 exons.